AUGACCCACGACGAGUUGUCAAAAAAUCAUCCCGGUGGAUUUGACGACACGGUAAGUUUUGAAAAAGACGGCAGGAUGUACCGUGCUACAGACGACCCCAGCGACGGCUACAAUGCCUUGGAGCUUUAUAUAUCCAAGUUAAAUCCACACUGUUCAGCAUUCUUCCAGUUUCCGAAGCGAAAGUGGUCCCCAAGCGACAGUGUUUGGUACGAAAAUCGGCCACUCGGUGUAAAUAAGCUGGGUGUUAUGAUGAGAGAAAUUAGCGAGGAAGCCGAACUGUCGAGCAUCUACACAAACCAUUGUGUGAGAGCCACCGCGAUUACUCUUUGGUCCGAUGCAG
This is a messenger RNA of Paramuricea clavata, 340 nucleotides long. NCBI's taxonomy places the organism in Eukaryota, Metazoa, Cnidaria, Anthozoa, Malacalcyonacea, Plexauridae. The record is from the annotation of a GenBank genome assembly.